AAAGUGUGAGGGUCCCUGACUGAGUGAGGCUGAAUCUGACAGGAAGUGACUGUAGGUCAGCAGAACUCACUUCUCUGCAGAGAUAGAUGGCAUUGGUAUCCUGAUUGCGAUGCAGUGUGGGCUUGAGCAAAGGAGAGUCGGGAACUUAAUCAGCUCUGUGGGGCACGACAUUUAGAAUUGAUCUCUUCCUGCAAACUUUAGCUGACAUAUAUUAGCUCUAUACAUCUACUUUACUCCCCAGCCUCUCUGUACAUAUGCAAGCUGGCAUAUUGAAGGAUGGAAGCUGUAGCUCUGUAUGCCUUUCAAGCUUCAGAGAAUGAUGAACUCAGUUUUAAAAAAGGGGAUAUACUGAAGAUCACAAACAUGGAAGAUGAUCAGAACUGGUUCACAGCAGAGCUGGGAGGGCUGAAGGGCUUUAUUCCAAAGAAUUAUAUUAAAGUAAAACCACACCCAAGGGUGUGUUUUGCCAGAUGGUUUGCUGGACGGAUCUCCAGACAUGUUGCUGAAGAGAGGCUGUCCCGGCAACGAGAAUGCGGUGCGUUCCUGGUCCGGGAGAGUGAGAGCUCCCCGGGGGAAUUCUCUGUGUCCGUCAGCUACGGAGAUCUUGUGCAGCAUUUCAAAGUCAUGAACAAUGGACAAGGCAGAUAUUUUAUCUGGGAAGAACAAUUCAACUCCCUCAAUGAGCUGGUGGACUAUUAUCGAACUACAUCCAUCGCCAGGGGGCAGACAGUUUUCCUGAGGGAUGAAGAGCGCACGUUUGAGAAGCCAAAGCAGGCCCGGGCUCUUUUCGACUUUGCCCCACAGCACUUAUCGGAGCUGGUUUUCUACAGAGGGGACGUCAUAGAGGUCCUGGACUGUUCCGACCCCAGCCGCUGGAAAGGGAGGUGCCAUGGCAAGGUGGGGGUAUUCCCAUCUAAAUACGUCCAGCCUACCUACCACUAACCACGCAACACUGGAACUCAAAGUGCACUUCCUAGCACCUCUAAUCCAUUUACAAAAACAUGCAGAUAUAAACAUCAGUACUUAAAUCUGUUGUGAAAUGUGCACAAAGCCGAAUCCUGACACCCAAAUCUUACAUGCAAGAGGUUGAUGAACAUUGGGACAUCUGAACAGCAAGACAUACUGUUAGAGGAAACAUGUGUUGUACGGUAAUACUGAGAGAGUUACCACGCCAGCUCAGCCUAGAUUUGCUGAGAGACCUUGGAGACGCUUACCUUCUAUAAUGCAUCAGAUGCCUCUGCCUUCAAAGCAGUAACUAUUGAAUGUAUCAAAAUUGUGUUGUUGUUUUUUCCUUAUGUACAGACACUAAAUAGCUCUCUCUAAAUCUUACCCAAGAGGGUGAUACUGUGUUUUUUCAUUUGUUUUGUAAUCUGCUUUGCAAUAAGAAUACCCCAAGCUGGCCUUGUCCUCGGCCUGGCAAUCGCCAUAAAAGCAUUAUCGCCUUGGAUAUUUUCUAUGUGUGGUAUAUUAUAGGAUACACACAAAACCAGAUAUUAUAGGUAUCUUUCCAACAGUUCACUCAUAUUUGUAGUAAAACAUGUAAAUAUUUUGCUGAAACACAACUAAGUUGAGAAUGAAGAUACUCUUCUUAGUGUGCUUCUUCACCUGUGAAAAUGACGAGGAAAGGAAACUGGGGAUGAAUUAUUGUACAAAGGGUUUAUU
Acipenser ruthenus (sterlet) is the source of this 1662-nucleotide messenger RNA. RefSeq names its product GRB2-related adapter protein-like. The coding region runs from base 277 to 942 and encodes 221 amino acids. The record is from RefSeq and is a predicted model, not a curated record. Gene Ontology annotation, molecular function: protein binding. The transcript has 5 exons. NCBI's taxonomy places the organism in Eukaryota, Metazoa, Chordata, Actinopteri, Acipenseriformes, Acipenseridae.